Molecule: messenger RNA, 1155 nt
Organism: Cynara cardunculus var. scolymus (artichoke)
Lineage: Eukaryota; Viridiplantae; Streptophyta; Magnoliopsida; Asterales; Asteraceae
Exons: 1
Coding region: 1-1155 (384 amino acids)
Molecular function (GO): catalytic activity
Source: RefSeq, a predicted model, not a curated record
AUGAUAAAGUUUGCAGCAUGGAAUAUUAGGGGUCUUAAUGCCCUAAUAAAGCAAAAAGAGUUACGUGAUUUAAUCCAUAUAAAGCAUCUUUCUUUAUGUUGCAUUAUUGAAUCAAAAGUUGUUCAUAGUCACCUGGGGGAAGUUUGUGGUAGAGUUUUUGGUAAUUGGAGUUGGAUCACAAAUGGGUUAAUGUGUGACCAAGGAACGCGGCAUAUUAUCACUUGGGAUCCUUCUGUGUUAUCCCUGAUGAUGAUUGAGCAGCAUUCUCAAUAUGUGCAUUGUGAAAUUAGGAUUGUUGGUCACCUUGAACCAAUUUUUAUUUCCUUUGUUUAUGGGYGUAAUACGGGAGUGGAAAGACGUGACCUUURGAGAGAUAUUGGUAAAUUUAGUGCUCUUGUCCAAAGGAAAGCUUGGGUUGUAAUGGGAGAUUUCAACUCUAUGCUUUUUCCACAUGAUGGUUUGGGCGGCUCCUCUAGACRCAAUUCUGAUAUGGAGGAGUUUCAUCUUUGUCUGGAAGAGGCAGAAUUGUUUGAUAUCUCRUAUYRRGGAUGCCAAUUUACCUGGAUACAGAAACCUUCUGGGGGUAAUGGAAUUAUGCGUAAACUUGAUCGUAUCUUGGGGAAUUCUGCUUUUAUUGCUCGAUUUGGGGACGCCUCGGUUUUCUUUGAACCAAGGGGGAUCUCAGAUCAUUCUCCGGGUAUUCUUUCCUUUAAAGUUGGUAGACGUAUUCGUCAGCGUGGUUUUAAAUUUGAUAAUUUUAUUACUUCUCAUGUGGAUUUCCUUAAGUCUGUGGAGGGGGUGUGGAUGAAACCUCAGAGAGGUUCAUAUAUGAAAAGAUUGAUUCGGAAAUUGCAAGAAAUGAAAGGGGUUUGUCGUCGGCUCAUAAAUUCUUAUGGGUGUUUGGAUAAAAGGGUGGCUCAGUUAAAGACGGAGCUUGAUGUUGCUCAAUUGGCUUGUGAUCUCGACCCGUUUAAUGAUUUGCUGAUAGAGGAUAUUGCUCACCUCUUACUAGCAUAUCAAAAGGCUAGAAAUGAUCAAGAGGAUAUGGUUCGACAAAAAGCUAAGAUCUCUUGGCUUAAUGAAGGUGAUGGAAACUCAAAGUUCUUCUUCCAUGCUAUGAAAGAGAAGCGUAAUAGGAGCCAUAGCUACUAUUAG